This is a messenger RNA of Eublepharis macularius, 4595 nucleotides long. RefSeq names its product remodeling and spacing factor 1 (gene RSF1). The coding region runs from base 1 to 4185 and encodes 1394 amino acids. The record is from RefSeq and is a predicted model, not a curated record. Gene Ontology annotation, cellular component: RSF complex. The transcript has 16 exons. Gene Ontology annotation, biological process: regulation of DNA-templated transcription. NCBI's taxonomy places the organism in Eukaryota, Metazoa, Chordata, Lepidosauria, Squamata, Eublepharidae.
AUGGCGGCUGCGGCGGCGGCUCCCCCAUCCCCUCCUCCCUCCGCCGCCCCGCUCUGCCCCGGCUCGUGGCCCAACUUCGCCGUCGUCUGCUCCUUCCUGGAGAGGUACGGCGCCCUCCUCGACCUGCCCGAGCUGCCCUUCCCGGAGCUGGAGCGCGUCCUGCAGCCGCCGCAGGAGCCCGGCGAGCAGGUUCCCAGAGAACUGGUAGAACUUCAUCUGAAACUGAUGCGAAAGAUCGGGAAGUCUGUGACAGCAGACCGAUGGGAAAAAUACUUGAUCAAGAUGUGUCAAGAAUUCAACAGCACCUGGGCAUGGGAGAUGGAGAAGAAAGGAUACCUCGACAUGAGCAUUGAAUGCAAGCUGGGAAUUUUAAAGUACCUUUGCGAGUGCCAGUUUGACGACAAUCUGAAAUUUAAGAACGUCAUCAACGAGGAAGAUGCGGAUGCAAUGCGCCUUCAGCCCCUGGGCAGAGACAAGGACGGCUUGACUUACUGGUACCAGCUGGAUCAAGAGCAUAAUGUUAGGAUGUAUGUGGAAGAGCAGGACGAUCAAGACGGGUCUUCGUGGAAGUGCAUUGUCAGAAGUCGAAAUGAACUGGCCGAAACUCUUGAGCUCCUGAAAGCACAAAUUGAUCCUGCACUGCUGAAAAACCAGCAACAGGAUAGCUCUUCACGAGAGAGCCCUAGCAUCGAAGGCGAAGAGGCCAAAAAGGAGGAAGAAACAUCAGCCCAAGAAAGCAAAGAAACGAAGGAGAUAAAAGAAGCACUGCCAAAGCAGUCAGAGCAAAUUCUGCCUCCUGCAGUUUCUGAAGGGGAGAAUACAAUAAAAUUAGAGAAGGUGGAGGAGAAAGAGAUCAUAAAGCUGCCCGUUAUAGUGAAGCUUGAGAAGCCCGUGGAGAACAAUGGAGAAACGCAGAUUACCAAAGAAGAAAGUGACUCCUUUAAAGAAAACGUGAAGCCUGUUAAAGCAGAGGUGAAGGAGAGUAAGCUUGAGCCAAAAGACUUGAAAGACGUGAAUAGCAAUGCGGAGAAACCCGCUCACGAGCCUGAGAGACUCGGGUUCUGUGUCAAUGUCAAAACUCCCCAGGAGGUUGUAGAGAGAACUGCGGAAGAAAGUGAGAAACUGAAAAAUGACCAGCAGGCAAAGAUCCCACUCAAAAAACGGGAGAUUAAGCUGACCGACGAUUACGACAGUCCGCUAAAAGGUCCCUUGCGGAAAUGUAUCACGCCAACCAAGGAUGUUUUAAAGGAGGAAGGGAAGCAAGAAGAAGAGACUUUUAAGAGAGUUCCUACGAUUACCGAUGGGAAAUUCCUCGUGAACGGGGAGGUUAGUAGUGAGAAAAUCAUGCCAAAUAACAGGUUAGAUCAUUCUCCCAGCACCAAGGAAGACACUGUUAGCUUGGCAAAGGAGAAGAAUGGUGUGACUGGGGAGAAAGUCCUAGAAACGGUUAGCACAAUAGUAAGAACGAGUGACGUGGAGAGAAGUAUAUUGCAUAAAGGGAAGGAGGUAGAUGGGAGGAUACCUGAAGUUUCUCAGAAAGUGCCUUCAAAGGAGGAAACUGGUCCUCUGGGGAAGGCAGCCUUGCUUGACAGCAAGACACCAGAGUCUGUCUCAGAAGCACCUUCAAAUGCUGAUGGGUCUCUCAAGAAAACGGAAGAAUCCGUCAAAGCAAAAGAUGGAGCGUCACCUCCAGAGGAACAUCGUGAUAAAUCCAUAAAGACAUCUUCCCCAAAGGAGCUGGUUAGCCCAUCAGGUGAGGAGGGUUUAAAAACUAAAGAUCAACCGGGGGAGAAGCCCAACUUAACAAGAGCAGAUGCGACUCCACCGCCCGCUCCAGCCCUUACUGAAAAAGGGGGCUCUGAUCCUCAAAGCGCUCUUCCUGACACAAAAGGAGGACAGAAGGAGCAGAAGGAGGCCGAGGCUGCUGGCAGAGCGGCGGCGAAAUUAGACAACGCCCAAAGUUCUGUCGAGGAACCUUCAGAGACUAAAAAAGAGCCUGUGAAGAGCAAGUGUAAAUAUAAGCUGGUUUCUGAAGAAGAAAGCUCCCUGACGGACAACAGGGAAAUAACCUCCGAGAGGCAGAAAGAUGGGAUCAAGCUAACCAUCAGAAUCUCCAGUCGGAAGAAGACUGACCCCCCUCCCUCAAAGACUCCGAACGUCGAGGGCGAAAAGGAGGAGGAGGUCAGCAUUGGCCGCAUUUUGAGGAGGUCUCCCCGGAUAUCAAAGCCCACUCCCAAGAUAGUGGAGACCCGAGAUCAGAAGCCUGAAAAAAAACGGAGCGAGGAAGAAGAAGAGAAACCAGCCCCGGUGCAAAAGCAGGACAAGAAAGAGAGCUCGAAAAAGCAAGAGAAGGCGUUGAAUUCUAAGACUAGCAAGGCUGUGCAACGAAGUAAAGUUCGGUGGGCCGGUACUAGAACUCGGGGCAGGUGGAAAUACUCAAGCGGUGAUGAAAGUGAGGAGUCGGAGAGUGAAGAAAACUCUGAGGAGGAGGAGAGGGAGGGGGAGGAGGAGGAGGAAGAGGAAGAGCCGGCGCCAGCUGAGGACGAUGAGCCAUGUAAGAAGUGUGGCCUCCCCAAUCACCCGGAGCUGAUUCUCUUGUGCGACUCUUGUGACAGCGGCUACCACACUGCAUGUCUCCGACCACCACUGAUGAUAAUUCCUGACGGAGAGUGGUUCUGCCCUCCUUGUCAACAUAAAUUACUCUGCGAAAAGCUAGAAGAACAACUGCAGGACCUGGAUGUUGUCUUGAAAAAGAAAGAACGUGCAGAGCGAAGGAAAGAACGCCUUGUGUAUGUGGGGAUUAGUAUCGAAAACAUCAUUCCACCACAAGAGCCAGAAAUACCCGAAGGCCUGGACGAAAAGAAGAAAGAUUCCAAAAAAACAAAGGCAAAGUUGCUUGAAAGGAGGUCUACUCGGCAGAGGAAGUGCAUAAGCUAUAGGUUUGAUGAAUUUGAUGAAGCGAUUGAUGAAGCGAUCGAGGAUGACAUCAAGGAGGCUGACGGAGGAGGCGGUGGCCGAGGUAAAGACAUGUCCAACAUCACGGGGCAUCGUGGCAAGGACAUUUCCACCAUCUUGGAGGAAGAAAGAAAGGAAAGCAAGCGACCUCCGAGGGCUGCUGCCGCUCGCCGCAAGAAACGACGGCGACUGAACGACCUAGACAGCGACAGCAACCUGGAUGAGGAAGAGAGCGAGGAUGAGUUCAGGAUCAGCGAGGGAUCUCAGGACGAGUUCGUCGUGUCGGACGACAACCUCGACGAAAGCGAAGAGGAUCAGCCCUCCAACGACGAAAGCGACGCAGACUUUUGCAGGCCCAGGCCCAGGCGGCACUACUCCAGGCCCAUGAGGCAAAGCCGGCGGCUGCGGAGGAAAACGGUCAAGAAAAGAUAUUCCGAAGACGACGAAGAGGAGGACUCUGAGGAUAAUGUAAGCGGGGACUCUGCAGAGAGUGAGGCUUCUUCAGAAUACAGCGAUGAAGAUUACCUGGAAACCAGACGGAGAAGAUCUCGGCGGAAUCAGAAGAGACAAGUCAACUAUAAGGAGGAUUCUGAAAGCGACGGCUCUCAGAAAAGCUUCCGCUACGGAAAGGAGCUGAGAAGAGUUCACAAGCGCAGACUUUCCAGUUCGGAUAGUGAAGAGAGCUACCUGGCAAAGAACUCCGAAGAUGACCAGCCAGCCAAGGCGUCCAAGAGGUCAGUCCAGAAGCGCAGCCACAGUACGGACGAGUACUCCGAAGAAGAGGACGGGCGGCCCAUCCGGAAGCGGCUGAAUCGGAUCGAAACGGAUGACGAAGACAAUGGCGGCGACGUUGAUGCGGGCAAGCUGGCAAUGCCUGGCCAGCCGUUGACACCCCACCCUCCCCCAGACACCACCAAGAAGCCCUGCUACCGGAUAGAAAGCGACGAGGAGGAUGACUUUGAUAACGUUGGGAAAGUCGAAAGCCCGUUGGACUACAGUCUGGUGGAUUUGCCUUCCACCAAUGGGCAGAGCCCUGGGAAAACUAUCGAGAACUUGAUUGGCAAGCCUGGCGAGAAGAAUCCCGCCCCCAAAGACAGCACAGCCCAUGCCAGCUUAGCACCCAAUGGGACAAGUGGGGGCCAGGAGGCGGUAGGGCCGGAGGAGGACGAGGAUGAACUUUUGCGAGUGACUGACCUUGUUGAUUAUGUCUGUAACAGUGAACAGUUAUAAGACUUCCAUUUUUGUGCUAAUUUAUUCCACGGUAGCUCAUACCAGCGGGCCAGUGAUUAAAAGGUGUUUUAUUUUUCCUAGAAAACUCUCCACUACAGUAUCACUUUUUAGCAGUCAGACUUUCACCAGUCCUGCAGUUUCGGCCCCACCCCAGCCACCCAUUUCCCCGUGAAGUGACCGGUCUUUUUGCAACUUUUUUGAAGACAAUUACUGUAAAUUCCCUCCUCUGAUUUGCUUCUUCCCCACUUCUUCAUCCAGAUCCAUGGUCUUGAGCGACUUCAUCCACACCAGAGACCUUGUAGUAAACGAGAGAUUUGUAUAUUUUUUUGACUUUCUAUUUCAUGAGUGCACAGAAAUGUCUGGGAAGAAAAUUAGGGCGGUUGGGAAAAAGCAUUCCAAGUUGGUCAGGG